This is a messenger RNA of Mytilus trossulus (common blue mussel), 5900 nucleotides long. Its product is annotated as forkhead-associated domain-containing protein 1-like. The record is from RefSeq and is a predicted model, not a curated record. The coding region runs from base 271 to 4410 and encodes 1379 amino acids. Lineage: Eukaryota; Metazoa; Mollusca; Bivalvia; Mytilida; Mytilidae. The transcript has 26 exons. Gene Ontology annotation, molecular function: protein binding.
UUAUGCGCUGUUGGGCAUGCGCAACAUCACUCGCGCCGACAAAAAACUUGUUUAUUCUGCAUGUAAAAUAGAAAAACAAUUGAUUGUGACUUAAUUUACUAAUCCCACGUGAAGAGAUUAAUCUUAUAUUGACAAAGUCUGCAAAUAUCUCAUCAAAACUGAUAACUGAAGCAAUAUUUUCAGGAAACACGUGGGUAAACGGGCACCUGUUAAUGAAUAUUUGGUAACCCGAGCAGCAACCAAAUGUAAACAACUUUCUAGAGUGUCAAGAUGAAAGCAUUUUUAAAAGGAAAUGAUGGGUCUGCAUUUACCUUAGCCCCCAAAGUGACAACAGUUGGACGUGAAGGUUGUGACAUCAACUUACAGACACAAGGUGUUGACCUUCAACAUAGCGUAAUUGAGUACAGUGAACAAGAAGAUGGUUAUGUGCUGCAAGAUUUAAACACAUCCCAAGGAACAUAUGUAAAUGAAUGCAGAGUUCAGAAUGCUACUGUCAGAUUGGCGCCUGGAGACCUAAUUAAGUUUGGAUACAAUGGUGUGCCAUUCACAUUAGAAAUUGAAAAUCCACCACCAAUAAGUUACCCACCUGUUCAGCAACGACCAGCAUGGACACAACCCUUGACUCUUCUCUCAGACGCUGGCGGCUACACAGGAGUAGAAGUACCUCAGUCCAAUCCCCUUCCAUAUCUCCAAACUGGAGUUUCAACAUUUACAAUUCCAUCAACAGUUUGGACACCUGUCAAUCAGGGUCCUGCACCCCGCCCACCUACUCUCAGGAGCCGCCCACUGAGUGCUGGAGCAACAAGAAGGGGAACAACUUCAACUAAUGCAUUUACAACUACAACUAAUGCAUUUGAAAAGUUUCAGACAAUAGGUGGAACACCAGUGUCAUCUCCAGUUGUUCAAAGACCAACAUCAAGUUGUGGUUGGGUUGGUAAUGCAAGACAGCAAACAACAUCAUCAGAAACUCUACGUCUUCAAGAAAAGGAACAAAGGAUAAUGCAGCUACAAGAAGAAGUGUCCCGUCUCCGUGCUAUGGAUAUGGAAGCCUAUAAAAAAGACCAACAAAUACAAUUAUUACAGUCACAGCUUUCAGAGGCUCAACACAGGAUGUACCAACAGCCUUUAAUAAUGGGAAAUGACCCUGAUUUCACUCAAAGAAUUGUACAUUUGGAAAAUGAAGUCACUGCCAAAAAGGAGGAAAUUGCAGCUUUAAGGGAACAGCUUGUAUUAUUGCAAUCCACUGAGACUAAAGUCCUUCUUCCUGAAGAAAUAGCGGAGAAAAAUAAAGAAUUAAACAAUGUUAGAAAUGAGUUGGAACGUGUUAAAAAAGACAAGGGCAUUACAACUGGACUUGUCACCCAGAUGCAGCGUGAUAUGUCAAGCAAAGACUCAACAAUAAGUAAAUUUACAAGAGAAAUAGAAACUUUAAAGAAAGAGUUAAGAGAAAGAGACACACAGAUUACCACAAUUACAGCAAAGUUAAACAAGCCAAAAGAUACACCACGUACAUCAGAAGAUAAAGAUGCUAGAGAAAAAGAGCUCAUAAGUCUAAGACAGAAAUUCAAGUCAGCAGAAAAUAAAACACAAGAGCAACAAGAUCUAAUCGUCAGUCUGAAACAAGAACUUGAAAAAAUGAAACUAAAAGUUUAUGAAGAACAAAGUGUUCAGAAGAAGCUUGAGAUUGAUGUAGAGAAAGUAAAAGCAGAACUGAUUGAUGUCCAGAGAGCUGAAAGGAUGGUCAGGGUAGAUAUGGAACAGGCUUCUAAAAAGUCUGAAAGAUUUCACAGUAGAAUUGUACAGACAGCAUUUUCUACUCCUGGAAUUAAGGCUCCAGAAGCAGAAAUAAGUGAUGAUGAACUUGUUGAAACUUUGAAAAAAGUAAUUGAUGAACGAACAGAAUUCUAUAAGAAAAUUAAGGACUUAGAAGCAGACUUAAAAUUAGCAGAAACUUCAACUAGUAAAUUAAAGAAAACUAAUGGAAAACUACGCAGUCAAGUGGAAGAAGUUGUUUCACAUUUGAAAGAAAACGGAUUUUCCUGUAGUUCAGUCAAACAGGAAAUUAGUUUAUUACAGUCCUCAUCUACAGAUGAAUCGAAUGUUUGGGUUAGAGAUGCUCUUGUUAGUAUUCUAUCUGGUGCUAGUUCAUGGGAGCAGCAUAUUGACAAUGCACUGGAGAAAUGUGGUGUCAAUGUACGCUUGUCUAGUGAUGGUCCAGAUAAACACAUUCUUUCAUUAUUUUCUAAAUGGGAAGCAUCAAUAAGUGAGAAGGAAAGACUAGUAUCACAAAUAUCUACAUUAGAACAACAAUAUAAAGCAGACUUAGAACGACAAGUCAGUAUCACAAAACAAGAUUCAGACAACAGGGUUACAGAUGCUGUGGAAAAAGCCAGACUAGAAGCUGAAGAAAGAUUGAACAGAGCACUAGAAGAAAUAAAAGCAGUAGAGGAAGAAAAGAGAAGAAUAGCUGUUGAAUCAGAACAGACAAAGUUAGAGGAAUUACAGGAAGUUAUAGACAAACUUAGAAUGGAUCUCAUGGAGAAGGAAUCUGGAAGCAAAGAACAGCUAGAGGAAGCUUUAUCACAAGUGUCAGAAUUAGAAAUAUUAAAAUUAACAAUUGUAGAAUUAGAACAACGCAAUGUUGUAUUAGAAGCAACAAUUUCUGAAUCUUCUACAAAAUAUGUGUCUGAUUCAGGAGAAAGAGAAAGGAAAUAUGAACAAGAUUUAUUGUCUUUCAAAGAACAAACUAAACAACAUUCUGUUACUAUUUGUGCAAUGGAAGAAAGAUUGAAAAAGUUAAUGAAGAAAAAUAAAGAAUAUCAAGAUGAAAUUUCUUCACAUAAAAAGACGAUACAAGAUAUGAAGAUACAGAUGAACGAUCUCAGGAAUAGAGCCACUGCCAAUAUUAAACCUGACAUCCCUCCAAAGCCAAAGGUCAUAGUCCAGAAACCUACACAAGAUAUCAUAGCCAUGGAACAACUCAUUGUUAUGUUAAAGAAAGAGAGCGGUGAUUUGAAACUUAAACUACAAGAUCAGGAUGAUUUGAUUCUUGGAUUACGACGAGAUUUAGCUGGAGCUCAUGCUAGAUUAUCAGAUGUUACAGGAGAAUUAAGUGAAAGCCAGAAACAGGAAAUUGAGAGAAACAAGGAUCUGUUAUUCCAGAGAGAAAGAGAACUUAUGGACAUUAGACAACAACUGGCUAAAUUGUCUAAGAUUAUUGAUAAACAGAAAGAAGAAAUGAAAUCAGUGGAGUGUGAUCUCAGCAAAGAGAAGUCCAUAUCAGUGAAAUACAAAUCACAUAUAGAGGAAAGAUCUAGAAGAAUAAUAGAGUUGGAAAGUAAACUAUCAAUGAACAAUGAAGAACAAAAGAAGCAAUUAGAUCUUCUUGAUCAAGAGGGAAGAAUUACCUCAGAAAUGACAGCUCUUGGUGCUCAGUGUCGGGGAGAAAGACACGAACAGGUUAUUACACGACAGAGGGAGGCACUUUCUGAACUGAGGUCAAGGGUCAAGGUCUUAGAGCAGGCCAAUCCUCCAUUGCCAACAAAGGAUCAGGCUUUACAGCAAGUGUUAGUUCUGAAGAAAGAGCUAGCAGAAAUGAGAGCCAACCAGGCUUUGUCUGAAGACAGCCACAUACUAAAUGUAUCCUCACUAGACAGAGAGGUUAACAGGGCUAGAGGACUUCUGACUAAUGUUAACGCUGAGGCUGACAUGGAACGUAGUGCUCAUAGAGAAACAAUGGAUGCAUUAGAGGCUAGUGAAAAUACUUAUUUGACACUUCUUAGAGCUAUUGCUAGCUGUCUUGAUGUUGAUUCUGUACAAGGAUUACGUCCAAUAGGUCACAUUCCAAAGGACGAGCGCCAGCGACUGAUGGACGAAAGAGAAAGAGCUUGUGAAGCCUUGACCGUCAAAAUCAAAUUAAUUAGAGAAAGAAUAGACAGGAAAGAUGAACUGUUACAGGGUUAUGAGAGAGAUCUAGCAAGGAUGAGACAAGCAACAGAAUUAGCAGAAAAGAAAACUACACAAGUUGAUAGUCUAGCAACUGAUAUAAAGAAUAGAACAGAAGAAACACAUUAUUUACGAGAGUCUCUGAACAGAACAAGAGACAGACUUGACCAGGAACGCAGACUUAAUUCAGCUAUAAAACAAAGGAAGACAUUCCAUCUUGAGAAUGAGAAAGCACACAUACGACCACCAUCACAUAGAUGUCCUCCUGAGGAUAUUUUUGGAAAGAAUGCUGCUAAGAAGAAAGCAGAAAAAGAAGCAUCAAAGAGAAGAAAAUAUGAAAUAAAAACUUUGAAACAGGAAUUAACAGACAAAGAAAGAUCCCUUUUUGAAAGUGAAAAUAGAUUGUAUACAAUAGAAAAUAGUAUGAGCAUGGAGAGGAGAAUAGAAGCAGAAGUAGAGUCCUAGUUUUUAACCCCAGAGCUAUAAAUAGAUUGUUAUAAACCCUAGAUUAGACCUUACUCUGAUGAUGUCUCUGGGCAACUGGUGCUUCAUUACUAUCGUAGAAUGAUUGGAUAGACAGCUUGAAUACAAAAUAUACUAUUUCAUCAAAAAAAUAACAAUUAUUUAACAUGUGAUAUAUUUACAUUGAUACAUCAAAUUGAACAAGCAAUACUAUAUAUUCAUGUAGCAUCAGUCAGUUAAAGGAUGCAGGUUUUGAGAUUGCAUGCUAAUGCUGAGAUGAUGUUGACACAUGUUAAUCAAUUGAAAAGCAAAAUAUUUUGGUUCAUUAUAAGUUUUUGCAAGCAUUGUUAUUUAAUGGAAAUAAGAUAUCUGAUGAUUCAAAUAUUUUGAAUGAGGUUCAGAUUUACCUUAUAAAAUUCAGGCUUGGGUCAACACAAUUGAUGUAAAAGUAUUUUGUUGAGUGUAGUUUAAUUGUUGUUAAAUGAUACAAGAAGUGAAGUGAUUUCUGGUGAAAUUUAUCAUAUAGCAGAGAGAGCUCUAAUGAUAGCCAGGAAUAUCAGAUUUCAGGAACAGCUCAAGAGUCUGAUCUUUUUUUAUCUUUAUUUCUAUAAAAGAUUUGUUGAUCUCUUUUUCUAUAAUAGGUGUUCUACAUGAUAACAUUGAACUUAGGUAGUUAUUAUUUAGCAGUAUUAGAAUAGGUCUAUGAAGUUUAAUUGAUACUUGAGUUUAUAUUUUUAUAUUGCUUAUAUUACUAUUUACCCAUUGAUAACAUUCCCUUACUUAAACUUUACAUUCAUUAAUAUGAAAUAUAAAAAAACUCUUUGCUGAAUAAGAAUAAGAUGAGAUGACAAUUUUUUAAUUGUGAUUUUCUGUUUUAAGAUUUAGACACAUUGGGGACUUACAUGAAGUUUGAUUUUACAAAACAUUUUUUUUUAAAUAACAAUAGAAAAUUUAUUGAGUCUGACAUACUAAGGGCUUUGAUUGAAAUGUAUGGGGUGGGUAGAUAGAGACUUUUAAAAUAUCCUUACUACAAAGAACCAUUUUUUAGAUAAUUUUGCAUAAUGGUAAUAGACCCAUACUGAAAAAAGACCCUUGACCCACAUUCAAAAAUUAAACUUUCCUUCCUACCCUCCCACAUACAUUUUAAAGGAAUAGCCCUAAUAUAAAAUAUCGAAAUAUAAAAAUGUGUUAUGAUCAUGUUAAAUAAUCAAAAUAUUUUGAUAAAUUUGUCUUUUAUUCAUGCAUUUUAUUGUAAUUUAUUUUUAUAUUGUAGAAGUUGUGGUAUACAUUGUAAACUGUGAUACGAAAUUUGGACAUUAUUGUCUAUGUUUAUUUAUAUGUUAUAUUGUUUUUUGAAUGUUUUUAGAAAUUCUGAGAAAUAUUACAAUUUACUGUUUCCGUCCUAACUGUAGAAAUUUGAAUAUAGUGUAGCUUUCUUAUAAUGUAAGCAGGCACAGAUGACAUAAUAAACUAGCCAGCUUGGCUCAAAUGUC